CAACACGGGCGUGCUUUGUAUUUCAUCAAGUAAAAAUAUUGUUAAUAUUGCUUUGUUGUGUGUCGGGUAAUAAAAAUGUGUAUCAAAGGACUAACGAUAUAUUUCUACAAAAUACUUUUACGACACUCACAAGUCCUACAAGAGUAAAAUGUUGUGCUUAUUGCGAUCAGACGGACGGUUGUAUGAGUGUAAGUUAUCAGGAAUCAUCUAAAACUUGCAAGUUGUCGAGAGAUCCAUUAGUAUCUGUGUUUGUGAACGGACAAACGGACAACAGUUGGAAAAGUUACAGUAAAAAUGAUUGGUUGUUGGUGUUUCGUGGAACUCCGGAUAUCGGUGGCGAUAUAUAUAGAGCAUGGGUUGACGGAAUUGGCGUCACCGUAGAUGACGUCACAUGCAUCACGACUAACGUGACUACAUGCGAUAAGAAUUAUCGUAAUCCAGUCGUUGAUUCUUGGAGCUCAAUCGGAAUGCAACAGGUAAAGUUUGCUUUCUACAAGGACAACAAAGAAGCUGCCUACGUAAUAUUUGACGCGACCGGAAGUGACAUUACCAGCUGGUUCUCGUCUCUCAAAUAUUGUGCAGUCAACUUGGACAUUACUUGCUACAGAUUCUUUCAAUUACUUCUCCAUCAUUGGGCAUGACCCAGGUAGAAGAUUCAUGAUCAAUCGUCAUUAUGCCGGAUGUCUGUCUGAUGCCGGGUAUUCCAUGAUUGUGGUCAGUGACGCAUUUCCUUGUAUGUACGACAAGCUUCCGUCUUACCCACAGUUCCUAUUUUCUACUUCCGCAACAUUCGGAUAUCCUGAAUCGAUGACAGGAAUGGCCAAAGCUGAUGUGAUGUCCAUAUUCAUAAAGUAACAUUGUGUCGAGGAACGCUGUAUGUAUCUACAUAUAUAUCUACUGACUGUACGUACAUAGUAUAAGGAGAACAAUAUAUAUCUCUUUCGUCAUAUUUAUGUGCUGAAACAUAAAAAGGUGUUCCAUUCAUAACAAUCAAUGAGUAUCUCUAAUCAGAAGAUUUGUUACAGUUUAUUCACAUUCAAAUCAUGUGGAUGCAGUACGCAAAAAAUGUCAGCGAGUUAGAAUUCUUCUCUCAGAAUGAUCUUGUUGCCUGCCUCAUCAACGCUUUUUACAUGACAACGACGACGACGACGACUACAAAAACAACAACAACAACAGCAACAACAAUAAUAACAUCAUCAUCAACAGCAAAAAUAACUAGCUUACUGUAUUAAGCAUAUAAACACUGGGAUAAAUAUAUGUUCAUUCAAAAACUUAGUGUGUAUACAAUGUAUUAAUGUGUUAAUACUUUUAUGUAAUAAUUGUAAGUUUGUAGUUUUGAUCAAGACUAUAGUAUGAUCUAUAAACUUGUAUACAUUUAUUCAAAUUAUUUGUGUUACAAUACUUACUUGUUAAGCAUUUUUUAAAAGAAAUUCGAUUCACUAAGUUUUAAUAACAAUACUAUAUUUUUUUUUGAAACAAUCACAUGUCUACCAACUUCAAUGGCAAUAUCAUUAGUGUUUUGACAUUUGAAAUUUUCACUUUCAAUACCUAAAAAUGAAAUAUAUUUUUAAUUGAUAUCUUAUUUAAUAUUUAAUGAUUUUAACUCCGGUAAACAUAAAUCUUGGAAAUAUUUCCAUAAAUUGCAUUCAAGUGUAAACAAGGUAAACUCUGCUUCGAAUAUGACCAGGCGUGAGAUGGUUCACAGAAAUAUGAAUCAGUUAAAAAGAUAUGUUGAAUUCUGGUAAAAUGUAUGAUGGUUAAACUCCAAUAUGAGGAACAUAUUGAACGGUAUUUCUUUUUAAUUUUACAAUUUUAACUUAUUCUUUUUUUUUAUUAAGUAUGAACUAUUAUUUAGUGUUUGAAAUCAUUUGUUGUCUAAAAGGUUUACAGCAUUUCAAAUGAAUUAAAACACAUUUACUUUAGUAAAUCGGCUUACUAUUCAAAAUA
This is a messenger RNA of Ruditapes philippinarum (Manila clam), 1947 nucleotides long. RefSeq lists its product as uncharacterized. Lineage: Eukaryota; Metazoa; Mollusca; Bivalvia; Venerida; Veneridae. The coding region runs from base 183 to 641 and encodes 152 amino acids. The transcript has 5 exons. The record is from RefSeq and is a predicted model, not a curated record.